AUGGCGUCGGCCCAAGUCGACAUCCCGCGUCGCGAGCGCGGCGGUCAUCGCGAUGGCGGCGACUCGUACCGCCCCGAGCGGCCUGAGCGCCCCGCGCCGCCGGUGCGCACCGAGGAGGAGAAGCAGGCGACGGCAAAGGCAGAGUACGAGAAGCUGCUCAACAUGCGCUCCGGCGGCACCUACAUCCCUCCCGCGCGUCUGAGGGCCCUCCAGGCGCAGAUCACGGACAAGACGAGCAAGGAGUACCAGCGCAUGGCGUGGGAGGCGCUCAAGAAGAGCAUCAACGGCCUCAUCAACAAGGUCAACACGGCCAACAUCAAGCACAUCGUCCCCGAGCUGUUUGGUGAGAACCUCAUCCGGGGGCGCGGCCUCUUCUGCCGCUCCAUCAUGAAGGCGCAGGCCGCGAGUCUGCCCUUCACGCCCAUCUACGCCGCCAUGGCCGCCGUCGUCAACACGAAGCUGCCCCAGGUCGGGGAGCUGCUGAUCAAGCGCCUGAUUAUGCAGUUCCGCAAGGGCUUCAAGCGAAACGACAAGGCCGUCUGCCUGUCGUCGACGACGUUCCUCGCGCACCUCAUCAACCAGCAGGUGCAGCACGAGAUGCUGGCCGGCCAGAUCCUGCUCCUGCUGCUGCACAAGCCGACCGACGACAGCGUCGAGAUUGCCGUCGGCUUCUGCCGCGAAGUCGGCCAAUACGUCGAGGAGAUGCAACCCACGAUCGCGAUGGCGGUGUUCGAUCAGUUCAGAAACAUUCUGCACGAGGCCGACAUCGACAAGCGGACGCAGUACAUGAUCGAGGUUCUGUUCCAGGUGCGCAAGGACAAGUUCAAGGACCACCCGGCGGUCAAGGAAGAGCUGGACCUGGUCGAAGAGGAGGACCAGAUUACCCACCAGGUCAACCUAGAGGGCGAGCUUGAUGUGCAGGACGGGCUCAACAUCUUCAAGUAUGACCCUGAGUGGGAGGACCACGAAGAGGCGUAUCGCAAGCUCAAGGCCGAGAUCCUGGGUGAGGAGAGCGGAGACGAAGAUGAGGACGACGACGACGAAGACGAAAGCAGCGACGAAGAAGACGAGGAGACCAAGGCCAUGGAAAUCAAGGACCAGUCCAACGCCGACUUGGUCAACCUUCGACGGACCAUUUACCUCACCAUCAUGUCAAGCGCCGACCCCGAAGAAGCAGUGCACAAGCUGAUGAAGAUCAACCUUCCCGCCGGCCAGGAGCCAGAGCUGCCUUCGAUGAUUGUCGAGUGUUGCUCACAGGAAAAGACGUACACCAAGUUCUUCGGCCUCAUCGGCGAGCGUUUCGCCAAGAUCAACCGGCUAUGGUGUGACCUGUUCGAGCAAGCCUUCGUCAAGUACUACGAGACGAUCCAUCGCUACGAGAACAACAAGCUGCGCAACAUUGCGCAGUUGUUUGGCCACAUGUUCGGGGUGGAUGCCAUCGGCUGGCACUGUCUGUCCGUUAUUCACCUCAACGAGGACGAGACGACGUCGAGCAGCCGAAUCUUCAUCAAGAUUCUGUUCCAAGCCAUUACCGAGGAACUUGGCCUCCCAAAGCUGAAGGAGCGGAUGACCGACGAGGUGCUCCGCCCCAACCUGGAGGGCCUCUUCCCCAAGGACAACCCGCGCAACAUCCGCUUCUCCAUCAACUACUUUACGAGUAUCGCCCGCCCUCCCAGCGCCCGCGGCACGCGACGAGUCGGACUCGGACUCGGUGUCGAGCUAUUCUUCAUACACUGGCUCGUCCUACUCCCGCACGCCAUCUCGAUCCCCUCGAAGGGAUACCGCACGAGGGCGAUCAACAUCCCGAACACCCUCACGACGCGGCAGGGCGCGAUCGCUGUCGGACAGCCGCUCACGUUCGCGGUCGCGGUCGUACAGCUCGUACUCGCGGUCGCCGUCCCGCUCCGUGUCCCCGGCGAGAAGGGCCGGCGGCCGUGGGUCAUACUCAGCAUCGCCGGCGCGGAGGCCGAGGCGCGACGACAGCAGAAGCCUGUCGCGAUCACGAUCCCCCGCACCGCGAGGCGGACACGGCAAGGCUCGACGCGCAUCUUACAGCUCAUACAGCCGCUCGCCGUCUCCACCACGGCGACCAAGGAGCGUCUCGCGAUCGGCCAGCCCUCCUCGACGCGGACGGCCAAGCGGAGACGACCGGCCGUCCCACAGACGGAAUAG
This is a messenger RNA of Purpureocillium lilacinum, 2172 nucleotides long. The record is from RefSeq and is a predicted model, not a curated record. Lineage: Eukaryota; Fungi; Ascomycota; Sordariomycetes; Hypocreales; Ophiocordycipitaceae.